Molecule: messenger RNA, 2396 nt
Organism: Nezara viridula (southern green stink bug)
Lineage: Eukaryota; Metazoa; Arthropoda; Insecta; Hemiptera; Pentatomidae
Source: the annotation of a GenBank genome assembly
GGUAUGGUUCCCAACUUUUCUUGAUUCCUGUAUAAAUAACAAGUCAAAGUUCAGUGAAAAAUUGCUUGAAGUUAAGAAAAAAUUCCAAUUUCCGAAAUUAAUUAAUCUUCGUAAUAGUAAAAAAAUAUUAGGUUCUUUAAUUAUAUACGUUCCCAGGAAAGUAUAUAGUUGGAAGAUAGCAACCUCUUCAAUAUAUAGUUCCCUGAAUAUUAAUUAGAUAAUUAAAUAAAGUCGGUUAAAAACUUUUUGCGUCUCUCAGAAGUUGGUAGUGGGAGGUCCGAAGGGUUGUGGUGGGGUGUUCGCCAAACCUUCCAAUCAGUCACAAGAAGCCAUCGUACCCGAACUUCAUUUGUAGAAUAUGAUCAAAAUGGAUUUUCCACCCAUGGAAGAUACAAUUAAUAAAUCCAGUUGGUGUUUCAACCAGGCCAGUAAUACUGAUGAAAGUGAUGGAUGGAGGAAACUCUGUGCAACUGAUUGUAAUGGAAAUAUCCAAAAUAUUGGAAACCCAAGUAAGACUAGUAAGUGUUAUAUAAAUCAUAACAGUGUUCAUCGUCAUCCUGAAGCUAAAAAAGUAAAUAAAGGAGAGAUCAAGAAGUCUAAGGAAUCAUCUAUUCAUCCAGGUCCAGAUUUUUUCCAAAAUGUCUUAUUGAAAAUGUAUCCGAAUAAAUUCGAUUCAGUUUUUGAUAGAACAAAUACUUUUUCAUCCAAGGAAAAUAUUACCCUAAAAGAUAGAAACAAUAAGUUGGUAAAUUCUGAACUUUCCUACUUUUCUGACAAGACUUCCACUGAUCUUGGUUUGUCAAAACUUCUUGAAAAUGACUCUGAAGACUGUAACUCUAAAAAAUUUACUUUGUUCCCUGAAAAGUCUAAUUCUUCACCUUCUAUUUUGGAUGGUUUAAAUUCUUAUUUCAGGAAGAGCACUCCACCUAGGUCAAGGUGUCUUUCUGAUCCUCAGAGUAAACAACAAAGUUCUCUUACUCAGAAAUUAAAAGAGAAAUCUCCAGAAUCAGUUUUUAAUUGCAAAGAUAGCUUACCAGAUUUUGUCGCAUCUCGAAUUUCAUCUCUCAGAAGUAAGAUUGAUGAAUUAGAAUUAGAACAUAGAAUAAAGGAUGAAACUAUAAAUGAAAACAGUAAAUUACCUAGCAUUUUUACUGAUAAACAUUGCCAUGGUGCCAAUGAUCAUAAUUCCUCGCAACAGGAGAAAACCAUUGUCGGUGAAUCAUUUACACCGAUAUGUAGUCUAGUUCCUAAACGUUUAUUUGAUUCAUGCGCUUUCCAAGAUAACCAAACACUCGUAACUCCAGCAGAAAAUAAAUAUAUUUAUAGGAGAAAAGAAAAUGAUUCCUCUCCUCAGAAGCCUAAUAAUCCCUAUUCACUGGAUAUUGGAAAGGCUAAUCCAAAACUGGUUCCAUUUAAAAACAAUCCUGAUUUGUAUUCUUUCCAGCCACCCAACAUGUACCAUAGUUUAAACUACCCACCAAUAAAUCGACAAGCCUUCUAUUACGGUGUUGAUCCAACAGAGUUAUCUCAUGAGUGGUUAAAUUUUAUAAAAAAAUUUCAGUCCUUUUCAACCAGAAACGAAGAAAAUAGGUAUAGGACUGAAAGCAAUACUCCAGAAGUUCAAACUCAAGGAAAAAAGAAUUACAGAAAAAACAACCAAAACCAACAACAAUCAGCAAUGGAAUGUAAAUUUUGUAAAUCCAAUAUGGAGAGUCCAAAAAUGUAUAAGAGUCACAAUUUGAAACAAAGAAUUGGCAGGAGGACAUUAGUAACUUGCCCCGUUCUACGAAAAUUAGUUUGCGAGAGAUGCGGUGAGACUGGAGACAAUGCUCAUACAUUAAGCUACUGCCCCCGUGUCAUUGCUGAAUCAGGAAAAAAACCUGUUUCUGUUGCAGCUCAAUUAAAGAAAACUAAAAGAGUCGCGUCCGGAAAAAUGAGGAAGCCAUUUUAAUGAAUUAUCACCUUUUGUAAUUAAUAGUUCCUAAAUUUAAAAAGAAUCGUACUGAUCUUUUCCAUUAUUACUGUGAUACUAGAGUAGUUUUGUGUGAAUUCUACUUCAUUCAUAAUUAUUUACCUAUGAAAGUUACCCAUAUUAAACUGUCAAAAAUUAUGUAUAAAUUAAUAUUUAAUUAAAGGAGAGGAGCCAUUAUACAAUUUUCUUAAACAAAGUUGAGUAUAUUAUAAAAUAAAGCUGAAUUUCGGGUACGAUGCUUGUAGGGUAAGUAGGUGAAGUUUUAUGUCUUUUUGAGUCGUUGAUUAGUUGUAAAACAAAUUUGAAGGAAUCUCGUUGCUGUUAUUGAUUUGGAGCAUGAUGUCAUUGAUUUGGAGCAUGAUGUCAUUGACUUGUUGACUACAUUUAUGAACAGCUAUGGCCACUAUUAAUUUUUUUUUUAUGA